Humulus lupulus (European hop) is the source of this 1220-nucleotide messenger RNA. Its product is annotated as THO complex subunit 3. The transcript is spliced from 11 exons. Gene Ontology annotation, cellular component: THO complex part of transcription export complex. Gene Ontology annotation, biological process: mRNA export from nucleus. The coding region runs from base 93 to 1037 and encodes 314 amino acids. Lineage: Eukaryota; Viridiplantae; Streptophyta; Magnoliopsida; Rosales; Cannabaceae. The record is from RefSeq and is a predicted model, not a curated record. Gene Ontology annotation, molecular function: protein binding.
GCCCAAGUCAAGGCCCAGUAAAGAGAAGGGUGAAAGAGUCGAGAUUAGAGAGUAGAGACUGAGAAAAGUCCGAGCUUUGAGCUGAAGAAAGAAUGGAGGAGUCAGUUCCAUGGAAGACUCUGCAGAGCAGAGAGUACCAAGGUCACAAGAAGAAGGUCCAUUCGGUGGCUUGGAACUGCACCGGCACUAAGCUCGCCUCCGGCUCCGUCGAUCAAACUGCUAGGGUUUGGCAUAUCGAGCCCCAUGGCCAUGGUAAGGCUAAAGAUAUUGAGCUAAAGGGGCACACUGAUAGUGUGGAUCAGCUAUGUUGGGAUCCCAAACAUGCUGAUUUAAUUGCAACUGCAUCAGGAGAUAAGACUGUCCGUCUGUGGGAUGCUCGUAGUGGGAAAUGCUCGCAACAGGCAGAACUUAGUGGGGAGAACAUUAACAUCACCUACAAACCUGAUGGCACACACAUAGCUGUUGGCAAUAGGGAUGAUGAACUAACAAUUUUGGAUGUUCGAAAGUUUAAGCCAAUUCAUAAGCGCAAGUUUAAUUAUGAGGUAAAUGAGAUAGCUUGGAACAUGAAGGGUGAUAUGUUUUUUCUGACCACUGGAAAUGGUACUGUCGAAGUUCUAUCAUACCCAUCUCUUCGACCACUUGACACUCUUAUGGCCCAUACAGCUGGUUGCUAUUGCAUUGCAAUUGACCCAACUGGAAGGUUUUUUGCGGUUGGAAGUGCUGAUUCUUUAGUCAGCCUGUGGGAUAUCUCAGAGAUGCUUUGUGUGAGAACAUUUACAAAACUCGAGUGGCCUGUAAGGACAAUAAGCUUCAACCAUACCGGUGAAUAUAUUGCUUCGGCUAGCGAGGACUUGUUCAUUGAUAUAUCAAAUGCGCAAACUGGAAAAACAGUGCAUCAAAUUCCAUGUCGGGCGGCCAUGAAUAGUGUUGAGUGGAAUCCCAAGUACAAUUUACUUGCAUAUGCUGGAGAUGACAAGAACAAAUAUCAGGCUGAUGAAGGUGUUUUUCGAAUUUUUGGCUUUGAAAGUGCUGCCUGAGAGAGAUUGCCUGAGAUUGGGAACCCUUUAUUGGAGUUGUGGUGGUUGUUAAUGAAACGAAUUGUAAAAAAUAAUUUUCUAUUCAGAAUUUAGAUAUUGAAUUGAAUUGAUUAUAUUGGCAGCAGUAUCAUAUUUCAUAUUGAAUUGAUUAUAAAAAAGAAGAAGCAAUUUUCCCAACCAUCA